UAAUUAUUUAAAAAACUGUAGUUUAUCUGCAUCUUCAUUCCAUCAAUAAUUUCUUUAAUUUAAGAAAUAAUUCACUAGACCAGACGUGUGGUUUGUGUAAAACACACACACGUGCAGUCUAGGGAAAUUCACUAAAAAGAAAAGGCCUCCUGGAUGUGAGGAACAGAGAGAAUAUCAGAACAUGGCAAAAUUAUCACAGUAUGGAGCUUUCAUAGAGAAGUUCAUAUUGAAGCUUCCUCCAUCUCUUUCUACUCAAGAACUUCCUUUAAAUGGUCUCACCUUUGCUGUCAAAGAUAUGCAAAUUUGAUGUGGACGGAUAUGUGACUGGUUUUGGAAACCCAGAUUGGGUUCGCACACAUUCAGCAGCUACAUCAACUGCCCCAGUUAUAACGGCUCUAUUAAGAGCAGGUGCAACAUGUGUUGGCAAGACUGUCCUUGACGAAAUGGCAUAUGGAGUAAGUGGAGAAAACAAAUAUUAUGGAACACCGACCAAUCCAUGUGCACCAGAUCGGGUACCUGGAGGAUCAUCUAGUGGAUCUGCUGUUGUAGUUGGAGCUGGAAUUGUUGAUUUCUCUUUGGGUACUGAUACUGGAGGAAGUGUAAGAAUUCCUGCAUCGUAUUGUGGGAUUUUUGGAUUUCGGCCUUCUCAUGGAGUUAUUGAAACUACCGGUGUUAUUCCCAUGGCACAGAGUUUUGAUACUGUUGGAUGGUUUGCUAGGGAUCCUGUGUUAUUGAACCGGGUUGGAUGCAUACUGUUGCAAGUUCCUCCCAUGGAUCCUGUGAGACCAUCCCAUGUUAUUAUUGCUGAAGAUUGUUUUAAUCUUGUCAACCUUCCAAGCAAUCGGGUAGCAGGAGUUCUUGUCAAUUCAGUAAACAAGUUACUCGGAGGUGAUGUUCUGAAGAAUGUUAGACUUGACGAAUACAUUGUAAACAAUGUUCCAAGUUUAAAGCAUUUUCAGUAUAAUCACAUUGGAAAUCAAGAUUAUGAUACAGAAUGUUUGGUAUCUCUUUCGUACUCAAUGCGUCUGCUUGUAAGGUACGAGCUCAAGAAUAAUCAUGGUGAAUGGGUCAGAACUGUCAACCCUGAUUUUGAACCAAGAAUGUCAGAACGUGUACAGGGAGCCCUGAGAACAACAGAAAAAGAUAUUGAACAUUGCCACUCAGUUAAGACCGAGUUCCGUGAUGCUCUGAAUGCACUCUUAGGGGAUCGUGACAUCCUUGCCAUUCCUACUGUUACUGGGCCUCCUCCAAAGCUACAAUCGGAAGCACUAGCUUCAUCAAAGUCAUUUCGCGACAGGAGUUAUUUUAGCUUUUUAUCAAUAGCAGCAUUAUCUGGAUUUUGCCAGGUUAGCAUUCCUUUAGGAACUCAUAAUGAUCUUCCUGUGUCAGUUUCCUUGGUAGCAAAACAUGGUUGUGAUGGAUUUUUACUAAAUUUUGUGGAGUCUCUUUAUGAAACCAUCCAAGAGCAGGUUGAAAUUGCUGAGCAAUUAAGCAGCAGUUAAAAUUGAGUUGGCAACCAUUGAAUUUGGGCCUCGUGUCCAUGACAAAAUAUAUAUUGUAAAUUUUUCAAAACGCGUAUUACAGGACACCCUGUCCUGUCCUGCUUAGGAUUUUCCUAGGAACCUGCAUUGUAAAUUCAGUGUACAUUUUGUAUGCAAAUUGUGACAUUUGGUUACUUUAUGAUCUCAGUUAUUUUAUUAACUAACAGAAAUUGAAAC
Messenger RNA from Daucus carota subsp. sativus, 1718 nucleotides. RefSeq names its product amidase 1. The transcript is spliced from 9 exons. The record is from RefSeq and is a predicted model, not a curated record. NCBI's taxonomy places the organism in Eukaryota, Viridiplantae, Streptophyta, Magnoliopsida, Apiales, Apiaceae. The coding region runs from base 270 to 1502 and encodes 410 amino acids.